GCUGAACCGAUCUACACCAUUUGAGGAAGAAUCACGUCGAAGCUAAGAAUUUUUAAGUUUCCAAUCAGAAAAUAAAGAAAAUUUAAUAAGCAACUAAUAAAAAAAUAAUAAAAGCCAUAUAAAAUAAAUGUAAAGUGGAUCCAAAAAAAAACUAAACCAACUAAUAGCUGAUCUACUUAGGUAUUUCACAAGUGCAUAAAUAUCUUUAUCUUAUCAUUGAUUUAGCCAGAUGCAAGUAUCGGUUUAUUCUCCAGAUAUUAAUCACCAGUUGGAGACGAAGAAAAUAAAAAUUAAAUAAACAUAUAUGCAGAAAACUCAAAAUCACAACUAUUGGGUAAAACCAACCAACCAACGAAAAGCUCUGAUUCAUCAGAAGAAUUUCGCAAGGGCUCCUCAUUAUUUAUUUGAGCGGAUGCAAGAGCAUGUAAUUUGAAUAUACAUAUGUAUGUAAAUCGGGAUGCAAGUGCACAUAUAAUAUAGAUACAACUGUUGGAUUUUUUGCAGUAGUUAAUCAGCAUUUGGAAGUGAAGAAUCACAAAAUAUGAUCGCCAAUGAAAACAACACCGGAAUCCGGUCAAUAAAAAUUACCUCAUACAACAUCCGCGGUCUAAAAGGGAAGCACAACGACAAGGAGUUUAUUGAAUACCUGGCUAAUUUUGAUAUUUACAUUUUACUGGAAACCCACACACUUCCGGAUGCGGAAGCCUUUAGGGAGUUUGAGAGUCAGCAGCCGGACUACGAAAUCUUGCCCUGGAAAGAUGCAACCAGGGAACUUCGAUACGGCAGAGGAGUCGGUGGAUGUGUAAUUGCAAUCAGGAGGUCCCUGGUUCAGUUCGGGAUAACCCACACAGCUGUGGAAACAAAUGGCUUCAAAAUUCUACAGCUGUGUUUUCGCCGUGAGAAAGUGAACAUAUUUCCGCUCUACAUUCACACCAAUAAAUGGGACACCGAAUUCGGACCAGUGAAAAGCGCCUUUGAAAUGAGGGAAAUUCCGAUCGAGAACGCAAUAGUCUUGGGCGACGUAAACGUCCGAAUUGGCGAGAUCAAGCAGGCUGUGGAACCCUAUCCAUGUGUCGCCAACACCAACGGUCGCCGAUCCACAGACAAAAAGAUCGAAAGGGGCAGCAAGUUCCACUCCUUUUGCCUUCAGAAUGAACUCACUAUUGUGAAUGGAUUGACGCACGGGGACUCAGAGGGAAGUUACACCUACUUCAGCGGAAGGGGCAACUCGACAAUUGAUUUGGCGGCCGUUAGCCGGAAUCUGAUGCCUUCAAUCGUUGACUUCAAGGUGGACAAGCCAGAGGUGGGCCCAACCCGACAUGGAUCAGAUCACCUGCCCAUUUGUUUGGAAAUCAAUCUUGACUUCCCGAGAAAUCGAAUCGCCAGAGGUUCUCCCUCCCAAAAUUUGGUCAGGUUCAAUUCCAACAUUUUAGUGACCGAUGCAACCUUAGACUCUGCCAUAAAAGCCGAGGAAGUGUUAUUUAUUCUCAGACGCGCCUCCUUCCCUCAGCUUUCGAGAAACGCAUUGCAAGAUUUUCUUACUGAAAUAACUAUUCGAUGUGAUAGGCUUUUUAACAGAUGUGAUGCCAACCAAACCAUUGGCUCGACCAUUCUGUCUUUAUCCGAUCUUAAGAAGAUUUUGCUCAAUAUAGUACUCAAGAGGAUUAUUAUGUGGUGCGGGAAGAACCGUAAGAUAAGUGAUUUUGAGAUAUAUACCUCGACCAAAUCCUCCAAGCUGGACUUUGUCUACAACAUAUAUAACCUUGCCAGCAUCAAGUUGGCGGAUAAAGGAAAGGUAUAUUCCUAUUUUGUUCACUUUGGAUCGAUAUCCCCAGAGAUUCAGAGAGAUCUCUUGUGGUACAAGCUUCAAAGUUUGGGAGUGUCGUCGAAAAUAAUAAAAUACUUAAGAGAUGUUUACACGCAGAAGCAUUGCGAAGACGAACUAAGGGAUUACUUUCAAAAUGACCGUGGAAUCUUGACAGCACUUAUGAUGACCCUCUACCUAAACGAUCUCCCCAAAGAUUUAAAGGGAGGACUGGUCAUCGAUGGUCGCAGGAUAGGGAUCCUAAUGCAUUCUGGUAGGAUUGCCAUUUUCUCGGAAAGUGCCAAAGAGCUCCAAGGUAUGAUUGACCACCUGGAAGAAUACUUUAGAAGAUGGGCCUUGGUGGUCGACAUGGAAAGGUCAAAGGUUAUGGUUUUCAAGCAAGCCGGCCGAAUUCCCGCAUCUGAACAAUGGUUCAUAGAAGGAAAAGAGAUUCAAACAACAUCCGAGGUAGAAAUUUUCGGAUUUAUUUUAUCACCCACGCUUUUAGCCAAAAAACAAGUGCUCAAAAUGGUUUCAGAAGCAAAGAAUAAUUUCGAGAAUUUCAGAAGCACGGAUGAAUCUUGGAUACGAUUAAUGGAAAUGCAUAUGGCGCAGAUUUGGGGGAGCGAACAUUUUGAAGAGAUUAAUGCCCUGCAAAAAUGGUUUGCAAAGAAAAAAGAAAGUGGUGCUAAAUGGAAUGGCACUGACCUAAACACUCUGGCUCGGGAUCUUCAUCUAAAAUAUAUCGGAUCGGUACAUUUUUCUCGGAGCGAAAGUUCCCUGAUCCAUUAUCUCAAUCUUAAGGUUAUGGAAAGAAAUGUUUUGUGGGCAGAGCACUUGGACGAAUUCUGCAAGCCAUUGAGAAUGAAGUGGAAAAGCUUUUUGAACUCAGAAGAGGAGUGGAACGAAUUUCGGUUAAAGGUGAUCAGCCGCCUUUAAGUAAAACGCAAAACAGAUUUACUUUUUUUUUUAACGAUCCAUUUUUGUAUAAAAUUUAAGCAAAAAAAGUUGUUAUUCUAUUUAUACAAAAUUUGUACAAUAAAUAUUUAUUUGUUUUAAUUAUUUUUAUGAUCUAAAUGGAAAUAUUUUACUCCAAUUGGAAAUCUGGAUAUUCGAGGCUUGAUUUAACUUAGCCUUUUCUUAUCUUCACUAGACAUUGCAACAGUUAGUAGAAAAUGUAAUCCAAUUUGACAAAUUGUAUAUCUUUUGAUUGAUAUUUUAUUUCUAUAGUUUGAUUAAAAUUUUAAUUUGUAUUGCUUAAGGACUUUUUCAUCCUGCAGAAAACGCGAAAACCGGUUUGGAAGAAUUUAGCAUGCAUUGUCGGUUAAAUAUUUUUGAUCAGCAUCUUCAUCCGAGUCGAUAUAUGUACCUACGUCAGUCUGUCCAUCUGCCUGUUUCUACGCAAACUAU
This is a messenger RNA of Drosophila ficusphila, 3214 nucleotides long. RefSeq lists its product as uncharacterized. Bases 542 to 2743 code for a protein of 733 amino acids. Gene Ontology annotation, molecular function: catalytic activity. Lineage: Eukaryota; Metazoa; Arthropoda; Insecta; Diptera; Drosophilidae. The transcript has 2 exons. The record is from RefSeq and is a predicted model, not a curated record.